Molecule: messenger RNA, 871 nt
Organism: Daphnia pulex (common water flea)
Lineage: Eukaryota; Metazoa; Arthropoda; Branchiopoda; Diplostraca; Daphniidae
Product: keratin-associated protein 19-2-like
Exons: 6
Coding region: 143-670 (175 amino acids)
Source: RefSeq, a predicted model, not a curated record
CCUACUGACAGAGGUGAGACCGGAAGUCAACUUUGCCGUCCCACUUUGAUGGAGUAUAAAAUAGGCAGUACUCCACUAAUGAGGUUGUAGUACGCAAUAACGUUCGGUACUUGUCAGACCAUCAGUAUCUCGAGAUAUCAACAUGAGGCCGCUGAACACAUCCGUCCUUUUGGGCUUACUUUCUUUAACAGCUGUGGCUUUUUCGGCGCCGGCUUCAACUUCGACCGCAGAAAAUGACCCAGAAGCGAAAAGUCAAUCUCUAUCAGUCGACCCGAGAUUCUCGAAGAAAACCGCUUUAGCGAGCCCAUUUUACGGAAAUGGACAUGGUUAUGGUGGAGGCUACGGGGGAGGCUAUGGGGGAGGCUAUGGGGGAGGCUAUGGGGGAGGCUAUGGUGGUGGAGGAAGCUAUGUUCCUCCAGUGUACCCGACAUAUCCCGGAGGAAGCUACGGCGGCGGCGGAAGUUAUCCGGGAUAUGGAUAUUCCGGAUUUGCGCCUUAUCCUUCCGUCAACAAUGGGUAUGGAAAUGGAUACGGAUACAACAACGGCUACGGUGGCUAUGGUAGUUACCCUGGGUAUGGUACGGGCUAUAACGGAUACGGACUCGUAGGAAGCGGCACAUACGGUAUUGGAUAUGGAGUCAAUGGUGUUAGUGUGGGUGUGGCUGGUUAACAAAGCCAAAUAAAAUCUAAAAUCCCAUCAAUAAUCGGGUCAACGUAAUAAUUCCUAUGCAAACCUUUGUUUUGAGUAAAAAUCAAUCCAUAUGGAAUAUUACUAAGCGUAUGAUAUACUGUAUACUGUACAUGUAUCCACUGUUGAAUUCAAUGUACAGUUUAAAAAAAAUAUUCAUUUAAAAUACAAGAUGUAGAAUAA